This is a messenger RNA of Schizophyllum commune H4-8, 1021 nucleotides long. RefSeq lists its product as uncharacterized. The record is from RefSeq and is a predicted model, not a curated record. Bases 285 to 863 code for a protein of 192 amino acids. Lineage: Eukaryota; Fungi; Basidiomycota; Agaricomycetes; Agaricales; Schizophyllaceae. The transcript is spliced from 5 exons.
UAAGCACUGGUAUCUAUCCUUGUUGUCCCCAUUAGUCAAUCACAGCUUGCCAUUCUCGAGGUCACGCCCCAGCGAACAGGGUGUGGCUCGCAUCGGCCAAUCCGUACCCCGCAGCAAAUCAACAUGUAAUAGAUCGCCGAAGAUCUCUGACGGUCUUGGUCCCCGCCCUUAACUCUCGCGUUUCCUCCUAACCUCAGCAGCGUGCCCACCGCCCUCGCCCCACUUAACAUGUCUUGCGCCUGACAGAAGACAUCCCCACCCAUCCUACCCCCUCUCCAUCCACUAUGCGCCCCGAGGAAACGCAGCGGCUCCGUCAGACGGCAGCUGCCUUUUCGCAGCUCCUCCGCUCGCACGACAUUCCGCACGCCUUCCAUGGCAACUUUUUGGUGUCCUUGGUUUCCCGCAGACAGCUUUGCGAGGAAAUGGUAUGCAUCGUGGAAAACGGGCAACGACAUGCCUUCCGCCGGGUGCGGGACGCGCUAGCGUCGUCCGAAGACUUUAGGACAGUCUUUUCACCGUGGACAAAUCGAUUACACGUUACAUACACCGAAUUAAUCCCUUCCAUCGAGUUCGAGAUUCUACCCGCUGGCGAGACGGGUCCGCUACGUCUCACUCGACAUACUGUUAUGAAGAUUCAGGGUGUACCCUUUCUGACGAUCACGGAGUACGUGCGCGCCAAGUUGAACAGCUGGAUAAUCCGACGACUUGACCUCGACGCUCACGACCUGCUGUACGUCCUAGCGCGGUACUGGAACAGCGUUGACGCCAACCGCAUAUCGGACACCGACAUGAAUGUAUUUGUCCACGAAAAUCCUGAGGCGGCGCCACCAUGGGCGGCUAUCCGGCGAAAGUACGAUUUGUAGCAUGGCUGUUAUUUGCGGGUAUACCCUACGACACGGAACGAGGCCUGUAUUGUGGAAUUUAAUUUAUUGAUAUGGUCAGACGCCCAAAUUCACCGCAUCGACAAAGCUCUUGACGUUGCAUUGCCUGCCGUCACCCUGGGCGUCGGAGGAGUUGAGGG